CAGCAAGUUUCCGUCAUCACCACCACGACCCAAACCCCACAAUCUCCCUUUAUUCUUCAAACCACGCACGACUGUCACCUGCGAUAACGAAACAUUCCUACCACGAGCUCGAAACCUAGGCAGCCGGCGCAGUCAUGGCAGCGAGCAUCGAAGCAUCGCCGCCAGCGCCUCCAGUGCCGUCGAAACACGCCCCAAACGAGGCGCAUACCCCGAGCUGUCCGUCGUGCGGCAGUAGCAUAGAUAUGGCCGAGCUGCAAGACGCGAGGCAAAGGAUAGAGGAGCUCGAAGCGCAAAUGGAGCGCCUGAAGGAGAAGGCAACAGCAGCUGUCGACAGAUGCGCCGACUACGAAGACCAAAUCCGCAGCCUCCAAGCGACACAAAACGCCCCUAAACUGCCCCGGACCCAAACCUCACAAUCCGAUAUUGUCAACGCAUCCUCACGCCCCUCCGUCGACGCCGAUCCCCCACGUCCCACAACCGCCAACUCCACAAAGGCCUCCCGCUUCUCCUUCAUCACGAGCCGCUUCCCAUCGCCAGCGAAUACAGGCGGCAUGCCUCCGCCUCCACCGCCAAAAGACCCAUCCCACGCUCCACCGGUCGACUACACCCUCCUCAACGAACUCGAGCGCGAGCGUGCCCUACGCGCCAAGGCAGAAGCACGCGUGCAGACUGUAGAUUCUGAGAUUGAAGAACUGAGCGUGCAAUUGUUUAGCCAGGCCAACGAGAUGGUAGCGGAAGAGCGACGGGCAAGAGCUAAGCUGGAAGAAAGAGUAGAGACUUUGGAACGCAGGGACAGGGAGAAGAUGGGCAGGUUGGAUCGCUUGGAGAAGGCUGUGACGAGAGUGGAGAGAGUCAAGGCGUUGCUGGGUGAGAAGGAAGAUCUGAAGAGAGAAUCGGUUAGUAGCGGAUUGUUGUCACCACCGGCUAGGAGGUGAUGAGAUGCGCGGUAUUGUUUCUUGUUGCUGUUCUUCCGUGUCAUUUGUUACGAUACCCAUUUUCUUUUGAUCUACUACAUUUUAGCGUAGCGUUUGGCAUGGCUGGUAUUAGAGUGGGUGCAUUCUUCGGUGUUGGGGAUUGGUAUCGGUAUCUGGAGGAGUGGAUUGUCCUGUAGGAAAAGCGAAGGGCAUAGCCUGCAUGGAUCAUACAACAUGGUAAUCUGCAUUAGCCAUACAACAUCAUAUUCUGUAAGCUCUGUGUGACAAAAUGCAAGCGCUUCUUACUUCA
Molecule: messenger RNA, 1224 nt
Organism: Alternaria rosae
Lineage: Eukaryota; Fungi; Ascomycota; Dothideomycetes; Pleosporales; Pleosporaceae
Exons: 2
Coding region: 135-935 (266 amino acids)
Biological process (GO): exocytosis
Cellular component (GO): Golgi to plasma membrane transport vesicle; cell tip
Molecular function (GO): guanyl-nucleotide exchange factor activity
Source: RefSeq, a predicted model, not a curated record